Eimeria necatrix is the source of this 1707-nucleotide messenger RNA. RefSeq names its product thiF family domain-containing protein, putative. The record is from RefSeq and is a predicted model, not a curated record. Lineage: Eukaryota; Apicomplexa; Conoidasida; Eucoccidiorida; Eimeriidae. Gene Ontology annotation, molecular function: NEDD8 activating enzyme activity. Gene Ontology annotation, cellular component: cytoplasm. Gene Ontology annotation, biological process: protein neddylation.
AUGAGCGCCGGGGGGGCCGAGCGCUACGACCGCCAGCUGCGCAUCUGGGGCGACGCCGGCCAGUCCCGCCUGCAAGGGGCCUCCGUGCUGCUCCUGGGGGCCCCCCCAACAGCCUGCGAGGCCCUCAGACAUCUCGUGCUGCCUGGAGUUGGCCAUUUCGUGUUGAUAGAUGGGCUGGAAGUGCAGCAGCAGGACUUGAGUGAAAACUUCUUGGUGGGGCCCCACACCCUGGGGGCCCCCCGCUGCAGCGCGGCGGCUGCGGGCGCUGCUGCCCUCAACCCCGAGGUCAGCAGCAGCAGCAGCAGCAGCAGCAGCAGCAGCAGCAGCAGCAGCAGCAGCAGCAGCAGCAGCAGCGGGGAGGCGGUGCCGCUGGUGUGCGUGGGGUCCCUGGGUUUUUUCGGACAGCUGGAGGCCGCGGAAAACAACUCUGCAAUGGACUUCAGAAUUGCAAAUCCAUUUUAUUCUCUUUUGCAAUUUGCUGCUGCCUUCGACUUGGAGGCCCUCGACGACCAGCAGCACGCCCUCGUCCCCUUCGUCGUCAUCCUCAUACAGGCGCUUUGCCGGUACCGGGGAGUGACCCCGGCAGCAGCAGCAGCAGCAGCAGCAGCAGCAGCAGCAGCAGCAGCAGCAGACACGGUGGACUUGAGCCCCGGGCCUGCAGCAAGGCAGCAGCUGGAGAAAAUAAUAAUUGAAAUGCGAAGAAGUGAAAAUGAAGAAAACUUCCAAGAGGCCCUCAGCAACCUCCACAGGGCCCUGCAGCCCGCAAGGCCCCGCGACGAACCUCGAGCUUUUGGACUUUGUCGCUUUCUUAAGUUUUUGGAAGAAGAAAAAGCACUUCCAGUUUGCCGGCUGACUGCGGACUUGGCCGCAGACACGAAGAGUUAUUUGGAGUUGCAAAAAGUCUUUUGUGAGAAGGCGGAGCGGGACGAGCGGCGCUUUUGCGCGCUCCUGCGCCAGCUGGACGUACACCCGGACUCCACAACGAAUAUUUCCGAAAAAGAAAUUAAAAUGUUUUGCAAAAACGCCGCAAACUUGAAAGUCACAAGAUACCCCGAUAUCUCCGGCGCUUUCCUCGGAUCCACCUCCCUCGAGCUGCUGGCCGCCGCCGCCCGCGAGAUGCAGCAGGCCGUUCCGGAGGAACUUCGACAAAAUUCCAAUGCAGACCCCGACUUGUUUGCAGAUCCCAACUUUUCCACUUUCGAAGAAAACGGAUUUCUCCACUUGCCCUGGUUCGCAGCAGCCCUCGCCUGCCGCGCAGCAGCAGCGAAGCUCGGCCGCUUCCCCGGCUCCCCUCCCAAACCCGCAGCAGCAGCAGCAACAGACGCAGCAGCAGCUGGAGGUACAGCAGCAGCAGCAGCAACUGGAGCUACAGCAGCAACUGGAAAUGCAGCAGCAGCAGGAACUGGAGGUGCAGCAGCAGCAGCAGCUAUGCAGCAGCAGCAAGAGCUGGUGGAAAGGGACUCUGCUUUGGUGAUGUUGGAGUUGGAAGAAAUGGAAAAGGCCGUUGGCUGUCGUUUGUUCGCAACAGCAAAAGUGGUGCAGCAGCUGGUGAGCUACAGGGGCAGCGAAUUCCCCGCAACAGCAGCACUAGUUGGAGCUGUUGCUGCUCAAGAAGUUAUUAAACUUUUGAACAAAAAGUUCGAACCCAUCAACAACACUUUCCUCUGGAACGGAGUCCAGAGGCGGGGCCUCACAAUGCAGCUUUAA